This is a messenger RNA of Rhodotorula toruloides NP11, 330 nucleotides long. RefSeq names its product DNA-directed RNA polymerase III subunit RPC10. The coding region runs from base 1 to 330 and encodes 109 amino acids. Gene Ontology annotation, cellular component: RNA polymerase III complex. Lineage: Eukaryota; Fungi; Basidiomycota; Microbotryomycetes; Sporidiobolales; Sporidiobolaceae. Gene Ontology annotation, biological process: termination of RNA polymerase III transcription; DNA-templated transcription. Gene Ontology annotation, molecular function: nucleic acid binding; DNA-directed RNA polymerase activity; zinc ion binding. The transcript has 5 exons. The record is from RefSeq and is a predicted model, not a curated record.
AUGAUCUUCUGCCCCUACUGCGCGAACCAGCUCGGACUGGUCGAAGGGACGUCGGGGAACAAGUUUGGGUGCCAGACGUGUCCGUAUGAGUAUCCUUUGAAUAAGCGGUACAUGGAGCGCACGUACCUGAAACGAAAGGCGGUGGACGACGUCCUCGGCGGCGAGGACAGCUGGAAGAAUGUCGACUCGACUGCUGUCGACUGCCCGAAAGAAUGCGGCUCCGACCGCGCAUUCUUCAUGCAGAUCCAGAUCCGGUCUGCCGACGAGCCGAGCACGACAUUCUACAAGUGCUGCAACAUGUCGUGCAACCACCAGUGGCGCGAGAACUAG